AUGGCUGGUGCUCCUGGUUGUCGCGAGAAGAGUCCAUUUGGUGGUCAUGUGCGCCUGCCUUUAAUACUCAUUACGUUCGUUUUGGGCCUGGCCAGCUGUGAGCUGCCCGCCGGCAAGCGUCCGCUGAUCUUCAGCGGCAGCAAUUGGCCGCCCAAGAGUGCCAAGCAAUUGGCUCCGGCACCGGGUGGCAAGCAGCGCACCUUGGUCGUCCAGAUACGCAGCGAUCAGCCGGUUCCGUUGGUAUUGAAGGGUCGCCACGGCUCCCAUACGCACGCCCAUCAGCAUCUGGCAGCGCAUCCUCAUUCUCUUGGACACGGACAUGGACACGCCCAUCUGCACUCUCAUGCGCAUCAGCUCUCCCACGCGCACGCCCAUGCCCAUGGACACGCCCACUCGCAUCUGUUGCACGCGGCUUUGCCGCAACAUUUGCGUGGCUCCCGUCCGCUUAAGCUCAGUGCUCCAGUGUAUCUGAAACCCGCCGGAAGCAUACGCAAACCGCUCAAGAUCAAGCUGGGUAACUCCAAGCCGUACGUGAAGCCCACGUUUGGCUAUGAGAAGCCCUUCAAGUAUGAGAAGCCCACGGCGAUUGCCUACAGUGAACUGCAGAAUUUGCCGCUGGACACACACAACAAUUUCAAUACCGAGCACUUUGCACCAAUUUACACGGUACCCGCACCAAAUCUGGCCUUGCACAACGACAAUCAGCUGGACAGUGGGUUAGACACCGCCUACCUGUCUCCCCGCCCCGCACAGAGCACACCCCGCCCACAGGCACCACACCCGUACUACAGCGUACACGAGGAUGAGACAAAUGAUCAAACGAUACGCGAUCCCAUUUCGGGCUCGCAGAAAUUCUUUGCUCCAGAUCCGGAUCCAUCGUUGCCCACGAGCAAGGUGAAGAUCGCCACGGAGAGCUUCAACACGCCCAGCAACAGCAAACCGCUGCCCACGGACGUCCAGAGCAAUCAUCUGCCCGCCCAGCCACUGGUGCAGAUUGUGGGCGCCCAAACAGCUGCCCAAGCCGUGCCCAUCUAUCCGAUCCAGUUUACCCAGCAGACGACACAACCCUUCAUAGCCGCCGCCCUGCCCGCCUCCCACAUACCCAUCUAUAAUCCCACCUAUCUGGUCACCCAGUCCAAUCAGCUCUAUAGCCAGCACAAGCAGCAACUGUUCAAGCCCAGCACGGAGCAUGUGAUUGAAACCGGCUACGUGAACGCAGAUCUGACCCAAGAGGUGGCCAGCAACGGGCAAAUUCUGCAGGCAGCCAAGGAUCCCCAUCAUAAUAUCCACCCAGUGUUAGAUACAGCGCCCCAAUAUGCAGCACUAAUUGCAGCACCAGCACUGGGAGAGCCAACAGAAGCUGUCUAUGACACGGCACCCUUCCAUUUGCCGAAUGUUGGCGCUGCAGCGGCGGCUGCCACAGCGCCCGAGGGUGGCUUUGUGGUGUCCAACUUCUAUGGAAAUGCGCACGAUUCCUCGCAGCUGCUGCAGGCGUAUGCGGAGGAGGAGGCACGACGCCAGCAGCUGGAAACUGAACAUGCUGCGCUGGAGCUGCACAAGCAGCAGCAACAGCUGCAACAGCAGCAACAUCUGCAGGAACAGCUGCAGCAGCAACAAAGUCUGCAAGAGCAGCUGCAACAGCAACAGCAGCAGCAGUUGCACUUGGAACAGCAGCAGCAGUUGCACUUGGAACAGCUGCACGCACAGGCACAUGCCCAACUGCAGCAGCAACAGCAGCAGCAAUAUCAACAGGAGCUGCAGCAGCAGCAAUAUCAACAAGACCUGGAGCAGCAGCAGCAGCAAUAUCAACUGGAGGAGUUGAAGGCCCAGGCACAGGAGCAACACUUGCAGCAACAGCAGCAGCAGCAACAACUACAGCUGCACCAGUUGCAGCAGCAGCAACAGCAACAACAGCAGCAACAGCAGACGCCACGUCAUCCAGCUGAUCCGGCGGCGGCUGCCUUUGAGGAGCAUCAGCGUCUGGUGCAGCAGCAGCUGGGCAGCAAUACGCCUUUGCGCAUCUUCGUACCAGAUGAGGACACAUCCGAAACGCGUCUGCAGAAGCGUUCAGACAAUCUAACGAAACCCACUUUUGAGGAUGAUACCACGGUGGCAGCUAGCGAUGCCAACAAGGAUUUAUUUCCCGUCUCAACUUCCGUUGAAGUGACUGGCGGGCCGACUGACGUCAGCAGUAAAUAGGUAUUUGAAUUUUGUUAUGACGUAGUCGUUAGCGUUCUUCCAAAAUAUUUAUGUUACAAAACUCAUGUGUAAACGCAAAUAUAUAGAAAGCAGUCGAUAGUGUAAU
Drosophila grimshawi is the source of this 2305-nucleotide messenger RNA. Its product is annotated as mediator of RNA polymerase II transcription subunit 12. Lineage: Eukaryota; Metazoa; Arthropoda; Insecta; Diptera; Drosophilidae. The coding region runs from base 1 to 2199 and encodes 732 amino acids. The transcript has 4 exons. The record is from RefSeq and is a predicted model, not a curated record.